Molecule: messenger RNA, 3904 nt
Organism: Daldinia caldariorum
Lineage: Eukaryota; Fungi; Ascomycota; Sordariomycetes; Xylariales; Hypoxylaceae
Exons: 3
Coding region: 513-3413 (966 amino acids)
Source: RefSeq, a predicted model, not a curated record
UCCCUCAUUUCAACUCACAAUCAAACCAACUCGUAACAACUCAUGUCAAUCAAGAAGAAGAGAGAGAGCUCUUUGCCUCCUUCGUCGGCUCCGAUAUCAUUGGCCGGUGACUCUGUUGGCCUUCUACAAUAACUUGGCUUCCCAUAUCAAAGUCUCAGCGCGUCUUCUCAACUACAAACUCGGCCUUGAAUACCAGCACAAGAGGCAACUUGCCUUCCACCUUUCCGUUAGCCUUUACUUCUCCAUAUCGAUCGCAUUACUUUUUUUUUUUUUGUCUUUUUCUCUAGUUCUCCUUUUUUAUAUCGCGAUACUGACUUAGGAUGUCUUAAUUUAGCAUACCCCCUUUGGCGUUAUGAGAACUACGUCCUAGUCAUAUCCCAUGUGCACCUUGGAGUUCCACUUCUCAUACUUCAUCAGGCAUCUUAUUCGCCUGACCUGGUAUACUCUUAUCGGCCAACCAGAAGUCCUUGGGGAUAAUUACUAGCACGGUAAAACGUGCAGUCUCUGACUAAAUGGAUCUCCCAGUCCCUUUGGACUACGAUGAAAAAUGGACCAAAGAGAAGGAAUCUAUGAUAGCCAAGCAUGAAGAAGACCUUGCUUUUCACGAGAAUUUACUCGAAAAAGAGAAGCAGGAGCUUCGAGAAAGCAGCGAGCGGGAUCUGCUGAAACUAAAGGCCGCUGUACCCCUGAAGUUGUACAGGGAGAUCAUCUUACCUAUGGCUGAAAAGAGCCUUAGGAAUGAUAUGCAACAAAUUGAGGCCAGCCAUCAGACAAGAACAGCAAUAAUCGAGAAGGAACAAAAAGCAAAACUUGCUCGUCAUGAAAUCGCCUAUCACGAAGAACAGAAAGUCAAGCUGGCUAUGGAUGGAGAACGAAGUGCAUACGCCAGUAUUAAUUGCAGUUUCACCUCACAACUUCAAGAUUCCAAGAAACGCAAGGCCUCCCUAUCAAAAGAGGAGGCCCCUAAACGUCAGCGUAUCGAGAAAUUAAUGAGUUGUCCCCAAACACCGGCCGCCGCUCCCUUAGACGCAAGUACUCAUUCGCCAGCUCGAACAAUCACGUUCGACGAGGUCUAUCAGAAUGGCAAAGCAAAACACAAAGAUACAAUCGUCGAGUGGCCGAACGGUAGCAACAAGUGGUACAUCCUUAAGUGCGAGAAACAUAAGGCCCGUUUCACCAAAAAUGCCGUCCAAGGAGCUGCCAGGCAUCUUAACGGGUUAAGCCACGGAUUCACCGAUAGAAACAGGGACGUGGCUGUUAAGACGCUAGGUUACCUGGUUGUUGACUGCAAUGAGAAACUGGCGAAGGUCAACAACGAGGCUGCUGAUGAAGCUUACGCAAAUGGAUAUAAGCCACCUCUCGCUAAGACAAAGCGUCAACCGGAAAAAAGAGAUGGGGCGCAGAAAAGAAAGUAUAAGAAAAGGAUGCCAAAAUUAGGCGCUGAUUCUACCACGAAGAAGCCAGGAGUCAAGGGUCGCCAGAUUUCAGACACUCCGGCGAGUUGUCGGACCAGCUCACAAAAGCUAAUCACUAACCCUAAAACGUUCAUGAUAUAUUAUGGCCGCUGGAAGUCAACCAACGACACGAAAGACCACAAUGAAAUCUACCCUGUUAUGAUACUCGGGUGGGAUAGCCAGGACGGAAGUGGCCUAAAGAAUACUAACCUCGAAGCUACUGGCCUCCUUAAUAAGAGUGCCUUUCCGCCAAACUGCUACCUCUACGAAUCGAACAAGAUAGUAGGCUGGGCACCGGGAUAUGAAGACGGCGGAGCAAAAGUGGAUUCAAGGAAGUUUCCCGUGAUGUUCUUCGACGAGUUUCAGACUGUAGCCUGGAUUUCAGCUCGAUAUCUGACGAGAUUCCCUCUAUAUGAUUGCACACCACCCUCGAAACCGGAUCAUCCUUUUAACGCUGCCCGUCGGUGGAUUGCUGAGAGGGAAGGCUUCAGUACGUGGGAACAAAGGGAAAAAGCUCGUCUUUACCCUCUCAUGUCACGACCUCCGUCAAUCUCGCCGAUCACUCCGAUUGGAAAUGAGUUUACCAACGCCAUCAUCCAACCAGGAGGACACGGAAACCGUGAAAGCCAUCCUACUAGUACCACUGCAGAUUCGACAGUGGAUAAAGACGAUUUAGAGAGCAUCGGCUCUAACUCGGAAAUGAUGUCGAUCUCCACGGCAGACACAGAGAUGAUAGUAGAAGAAUGGCGCGAGAAAGGAGGGGAGAUUCCCGGUGAUGAUGAUUAUUCCGGCUCCGGAUCUGAUACUGAAAAUAAUGUCGAACACACUAUAGAUGAAUGGGACAGGCUGUUAUCAGAUGCUCCAGAGCCAAAUGGCUCUUCAGAUCGCCCCUGGGCGUUCUACGGCCUACGGAGCAUAGAAAACAACGAAGAAAAGAAUACAGCAGAUAGACCUCGAGAACCAGGGGAGAGCCAAUCCUCUAUACCCGUCGCCGCCGGAGUGAAGUCGGCACGAGGGCCCGCGAGACAGACGAGUUCAUGUACUGUAAACCCACCAGAAUUCUCCGAGAGCCGCUCAUUGGAAACGCCAGAAGCUUCUCAUGAAAUACAGCUCCCUGUCCACUUGGAUAAUACGCCUUUAGGAUAUAGAGCUGCCAGCGCUCCCCAACCUGAAACGGGUAGUAGCACGCUGCCGGAACUAAACGGAGACAAGGGUAUCCGGUCUCUUAGCCGUGAAAUUUCCAGUGAGGUCACUUGGAAAGCCGGCGAUAAGGUUCAAUGUGACCCCCAUGGAAAUAUCAAGGCCUCAGUCCGGACAAGAGAGGCGGUUAUCGAUAGCAAGCAUGAUAAUACAAGAUGGGCUAAUGAAAUAAAGAUGGCAGGAGAAGGAUGCGUCGAAAGCGAACAAACCACGAUCGAGGAGAGCAUUCACGUAGCACAUCAAAAAGAAGACGAGAACAAGGCAAGAGAGCAUAGGGAAACACAAUUACCUAGCACUGAGACAGCUAAUUCGUCUAUCAACCCCGCGAUAACCACAACGGCUCCCACAGCUACCCGGUCUGUCAGAAACCCCUUUGCCGAUACUACAACGCCCCCAGGUAGUCCAGAAUUCGAACUAUCACAGUGCAGCAAUGGAGAAACAUCGUGGAAGAGGUCAAACGAAGAAGAAGAUUGCGUCAAACUCUACCAUGAUAGAGAUCGAAAUAUAUUUGCGACCUGGCGGGGUCCAGUAGAUGUUACGAUUGAACUAAUGGAGGUUACCAGCUUCUCGCGAGAGAGCAUCCCAGUAUCCGAAGGAAAUAGCAUUCUAAUGUUGAACACCAAGGGUGGUUCAUCAUGGAAACUUAUUUUUGAUCAGAGUAAGGGGAGUGACCUCUUAGCUGGCAAGAUUCAAAGCCGCAGGUUUAUAAGACAGCUCCGAAGCGCAAACCCAGAUAUUGUAUGCUUGGACACGGUCUGACUUGUACCCGCGUAGGCAUGGAUGAACGGCGAGAUGAGUUGCUAUCAUGAAGCCGGAGGUACGAAGAUGGAGGACAGCUCCCGCUCAUUUUUUUUUUCCCCGUCAAAUCAUUGCUUACGCUGGCCGUAUGUGAUAUAUGCCGGAUGUUUUAUAUCAGAGCAAUCCUGGAUUCAGAAUAAAAAAGCGCAAAAAGCGGAACUUGAUUAAUGUGAUAGAGAUGCCUAAACUAAAUGCAAGCGGAUUCAUUCUUCUUUGCAUACUAACUAAACCUGAGGUAGGUAUGAUAGUGGAUAUAUUAGGUACCUAACCUACCUCCUAGCAGCCUACCUAGACUCCAAGCAGCCUAAGGUGGGGGGGUCUUUACCUAUCUAAGAUGUAUCUAGAUUCUAGCCUAUCUGCAUAUGAAUUUCUGAGCAUUGCUAUUAUACUAUGUACCUCUACCGACGACCUGGGUCGCUCCGGGUCCAUCCUAGCUGCAACUGUCCUAGCUG